Culicoides brevitarsis is the source of this 5072-nucleotide messenger RNA. RefSeq lists its product as uncharacterized. Gene Ontology annotation, molecular function: cysteine-type deubiquitinase activity. Gene Ontology annotation, biological process: protein deubiquitination. Lineage: Eukaryota; Metazoa; Arthropoda; Insecta; Diptera; Ceratopogonidae. The record is from RefSeq and is a predicted model, not a curated record. Bases 18 to 4865 code for a protein of 1615 amino acids. The transcript has 5 exons.
GCUCGAAGUCGAGUGUCAUGAUGAAAAAGAAGAAAGAAGCGUUGGAUGACCAACAUUUGUUGUAUGAAAGUGUUACGUCAGAUGUUAGUAACAAAGAGUUUCAAUCUCUAUUGAAAUCGAUUUUUGAACUUUUUUCACAACUUCAAACCAGCUCCGAGCCAGCUUUAUGUCCGGAAUCGCUGAGACGUGCCCUCGCCUCGGGUCCCCUCGCAUCAAGACGGUUCCCACUCGGCUGCCUUGGAGAUGCAGCCGAAUGUUUCGAGCUUGUCUUGCAUCGCAUCCAUUCGCACCUCUCGUCGGAAGACAGUGAUCAGUGUGAGGUGCCGUCUUGCGUAGCACAUCAACGCUUUGCCAUGCGUGUCGUCGAGCAAAGUGUCUGUGAAUGUGGCGCAAAUUCAGAACAACUGCCAUUUACUCAGAUGGUUCAUUACGUUUCAGCAUCAGCACUCACUUCACAGUGCGCCUUGGCAGCUACAAAUCACAAAACCAUGUCUUUUGGUCAACUCUUGCGAUGUGCUGCUAACAUGGGCGAUAUUAGAGAUUGUCCGAAUUCCUGCGGCGCUAAAAUCGGAAUUUGCCGUGCUUUGCUGAAUCGUCCAGAUGUCGUUUCCAUUGGAAUAGUUUGGGAUAGCGAACGUCCUUCGGCGACACAAGUUCAUUCAGUAUUGAAAUCUGUAGGGACUUCAUUGCGUUUGAACGAUGUUUUCCAUCAAGUAUCUGAUCAGCGAUGGGCUUCCAAUAACACACAUGAACUCGUGGGCGUCGUUUCGUAUUACGGGAAACAUUAUACCACGUUUUUCUUCCAUACCAAGUUGCGUGUUUGGGUUUAUUUUGAUGAUGCUAACGUAAAAGAGGUUGGCCCCGAUUGGGAAGGUGUCGUUGACAAAUGCAGUCGCGGAAGAUAUCAACCACUCUUGUUGCUUUAUGCGCUGCCUCAACCGCCGAGCCCUGUGAUACAAUCCCAAUACGCAUCGCCGGAAAUUACACAAGUACCGCGACGCGCAAUAACCCCAAGCCCGGAGAAGCCUCCCAUGGGAUCUACGAGACGUGCCAUUACACCAACUCCAGCUCGAGCCCUUUGCGAUUAUCAAAACUUGAGCGUCAUCCAGAAGAACAUCUUUAACGGUAACAGUAACAAUAGUGAUAGUGGUAGUGUAGUAAGUAAUAGCGUAAGUUCCGAACACGAUAGUUACAUAAGUCGUAAAACCGUCGAAAAUGUCCUUUGUGCACAGCAAUAUCAAAACUUGAAUAUAAUUCAAGACAAAAUCUUCCGCAAUAACAAUAAUAACAGUCCCGUUGUGGGCGACGACAAAAAUGGAUACAUUUCGAAGAAACAACUCGAAAAUAUCCUCAUUAACAAUCACAAAAAGGCAAAUAUGCUCCAUCGAAGUCUUUCCGCAGACAGUGCUUCGCAAAGCGGAAGCGGAUCUCCCCCAAGUGGCACAGGAUCUCCGCCAAAUGGCGAUGGAUUGUGCGUUCCUGAUCACUUGAACCAACCGCGACGUCGUGAUUCGGGUAAUUGGAGCGGAGAUCGCAAUAGUGCAAGUUCUUCGUCAUCUACGACACUCGAUAAUCCCUAUUUGUAUCUCAUGGGCAAACGAAAUGGCAGUGUUCCUCCAUCUCCAACGCGUAAUGGGCAAUAUUGUGAUGCCGGAUAUGAUUCGUAUUCCUUAUCCUCAACUGAUUCUUACCCGCCGAAACAACUUUUGAACCAUAAUUUAGCGAAAAUACCCGAAAGUGUAUGCUUAUCUGUUGAUUGUGAAAAACUUUGCAUGGAAGCAGAUCAAUUAAUUGAAAAGAGUAAAGUUUUAGAGGAAGCACAUGAUUUUGAAACAGCUCUUGUGUUAUGUAAUGCCGCUGCUAGUAAAGCUCGUUCAGCAAUGGAUGCUCCUUAUAGUAAUCCUCAUACUAUGACUUUCGCUCGAAUGAAGCACAAUAGCUGUGUGAUGCGUGCCCGCAGUCUUUAUCGUCGCAUUGCCAUCGAAAAAGGCGGAGAAAUGGCAAAAGAAGUGUUGAACAAUGUAAACGGUGUGAGACAUGCCCGUCAAAAUAGCAAAGACAAGACGUCACAUUCACGUCAAAAUAGUCGCGAACUAAUUGCGGAGAAAAGUCCCCCGAAGAGCAUUGAAAUUUACGCGACUUUGCCGAAAAAGAAGGCAACAACAUUGAAACUUGUCGAAGCUGAUAUAAUUGAGACAGAAACAACUAAAAUUGAGAUUCAACCUCAAGAACCAGAAAUUGAAACGAAACCUGUUCAAAGGGAAAGUCGCAGCUUGUUUGGAAGAAGUCGUGAUUCGAAAGAAAAACGAAGCAAGAGUGAAGAUCGUAACAAAGUCGCGAAAGAUUUUGAACAAAUUUUAGCUAAUGCGAAAGAUACGUUGAAGAAACACAAAGAAGAUAAAGAUGAAAAGAAGGAAAAGGAUAAGAGUAACAAGAAACAACACAAAAUCCGUCGCAAGUUAUUAAUGGGCGGUUUGAUUCGUCGCAAAAAUCGUUCGAUGCCUGAUUUGACAGAAGCUGCUGAUGAUGCUGCGAAAACUUCUGUUCCUCCAACUCUUCCAGUGACUUCUGUUGAUGAUAGUUCCCUUGGCAUGAGUUUAAAUAAAGAUUUGAACAACGGUUAUUUGUCUGAGGGACACUUUGAGUAUUCAUCUUCAUCCUCGACUAACCCUAAUCUCGAAAGAAGUAAACUUAUGCGAAAGAGUUUCCAUGGAAGUGGUCGAACAUUAACAGCUGCAAACGUAAAAGUUCCUCCCCCGCCCCCAUUGAGAGUUAAUAGCUCCCUUACCAAUGGUCAUAACGAAUUUCCGUAUCAAGAUCCAAUUCAACCAUAUCACGCUCCAAACGUUUCAAAUAUCUCGACAAUUAGUUCAAACACGAGCAUGUCUGAAGAUUCAUGCCAAACGAUAAUAACUUGUGCUGUCGUUCAUCAAGAACAAAGUCCGCAACAGAAACCUGCGGAAAAUGGAAGUACAGAUGAAGUUGAUGCUACUGUACGAUAUGGUUCGCAUCUUGAAUUACCUCCGUAUCCAAGUCCUCCGACAAGUACAGUUCAUUCGCGACAAGCAAGUGAAGAUUUCCCUCCGCCGCCUCCAACAUUAGAUCUUGAACCUUUGAACGAACAACUUAACGAAAUCCAAAGAAUACAAACUAAUGGACAACAAUCCGAAUCACAACCUGUGAAAGGAACCACGAGUAUUUUAGCACAACUUCAACAACGUCAGCAAAUGUUGACGAAACUGAAACAAGUACAAAAUGAACAAAGUGAGGUUAAAUAUAACGACACAUGGUUGAAAGAACUACAAAACAAACAAUUUGCAUUGAAAUCCAAAGCUGGAGCUAAACCAGAUUCCCCUGUUACAAUGCGAAAUGUUCGUGAUUUAACAUCCCGCUUUGAAAGUACAAAACAAGAUCGCGAAUCUCCGAAACCAACUUCUGUCGUGAGAACUGGCAUGAGUGGUUUAAUUGACAAUCCUCCAGGUUCAAAUGGAUGCGAUGAAGUUGAUUUUGCCAAAUCCUUACCAAAACCGCGAUUUGAAGUGACUCCACGUCAAAUCCAAGAGGAAAUCCGUGAAGUUGAGAUGUUGAAUCAAACGAUCCAACAAACCUUGAACGGAGGAGCGACAAAUGAGAAACGUCAAAAGAAAAAGAGUGUUUCGUUCUGUGAUCAAGUGAUUUUAGUAGCAACUGCUGACGAGGAUCAAGAAGAUGAUUUCAUACCAAAUCCAAUAUUGGAGCGUGUUUUGAAGAGUCAAAAUAAAGCUCAUGAUGAGAUUUUGCCAGCUCCAUUGCCACAAACUCAAAGUACAACUCCUGAAGAGAAACCUCAAGUACCGGAUGAUAUCAUGUCGUUAUAUUCUGUCGUGAAUAAGCCUCCAAAGGAUCAACGACAGAAUCAAUCUCAAGUUCAAGUUCAACAACCUUCACAGCCUUCAAUGAUACCUUCUCAAAGUACAAAUCUUGCCGUGAAUCGUCAACCAAUGUACCAAAGUCCUGACAUGGUUUCCCCACGUAUUCCAAACAACCUUGUGACUUAUAACUCUUACUAUUCCGAUAACUCUUUAGAGCGUCGCAAUAACAUACCUGUCAUGAAUGAUCUCCCUCCAGCUCAAAUUGUGCCUGCCACGCCUUAUAUGCAUGUUCCUAUCAAUGCUGCUAUUGCAGCGAAUGCUUCUCAAUCCAAUAGUCUUAUUCGUAACACUGCCAGCGGAUAUCCUCCGGCUCCAUCUCCCGCCCAAUCGAAUCCUAAUCCUACCUUGAAUCAAUAUAACCCUCAACGAUACAUGGCAACUCCACAAAAUCCUCAGAACAUGCCUUCCAUGGUUUAUCAAAAAGUUCCCCAGCAACUCAAAAAUAUCCCUCAAGGUCCUCCAUACAUGUCUCCCCCAUAUAUGGCUCCGCCUCAGCAGCAACCUAUGAUGCAUCAAAUGCUUCCGCCAAAUAGUCCUCAAUACCAAUACCCGCCUUAUCAACGAAUCCCUCCGCAACAAGCUCCAAUGCCUGUUCAACAACCCACAAAACCUGCCACGAAAAAGGUAACUUUCGAAGCAGGUACAAAGGGAUCUGAUUCAGAUGUUGAUUGCGUUGAUGGUCCCAUGCCUCAACCAAUCACAAAUCCCUCAAAUGCUUCGAUUCCUUUAACACAACAACAACAAGCAAUCGCAAAUAGAGUUUUUAACAAUAAUCAACCCCUGAAACAGCAAAUGCCCAUGAACGUAAAUAACAAUCCAAACAUGCUCGGGAUUAAUAAAGCUCCCACGAGUUUGUGUAAUCUUUGCCGCAAAAAGCAAAUUAAUGCGCCGGCAAUUUAUUGUGUCGACUGCGACUUUUACAUGUCGCGUUUCCAAUCGCAACAAACGCGAUAAGUGCAAAUUUUUAAUGCAUUUUUUGUAAAUAUUUUUUAAUUUUAAUUAUUUUUAAGAAAAAGUGCCUUCUAAUAAUUGAAGAAACUGCCGAUCCAUAUACAACAUUCCAAUUUUUUUUAGUUUUAAGACGUGUUAGAAUUUAAGACAAAACGUGUACAAAAGACAUUUUAAAUGAAAUACUUAAAAAAAAAAUAUUUAUUAACAUGA